Aureobasidium namibiae CBS 147.97 is the source of this 3708-nucleotide messenger RNA. RefSeq lists its product as uncharacterized. The coding region runs from base 1 to 3708 and encodes 1235 amino acids. Lineage: Eukaryota; Fungi; Ascomycota; Dothideomycetes; Dothideales; Saccotheciaceae. Gene Ontology annotation, biological process: transcription-coupled nucleotide-excision repair. The transcript has a single exon. Gene Ontology annotation, molecular function: ATP-dependent chromatin remodeler activity; ATP binding. The record is from RefSeq and is a predicted model, not a curated record. Gene Ontology annotation, cellular component: nucleus.
AUGGACCCCUCAGCCGACACUACCGAAGCAACCGACCGUCCGUACGACGAUGACGCCGAUGAAGCCACCCGCAUUGCCUCCCUCGCAGCCGGUAUUCGCGACCAAGACGACCUUGAACGAGACAUCGGCAGGCAAGCAGACGCCCUGCUUAUCGAACAGGCAGACGAACGCGACAAUAAACGUCUCGAACGUACGAAAGCCGACAAAGCCCGUCUCGACGGCCAAGUUCAUCGAUUGGAGAAGAAGUUGUCCGAGUUCGGCAACCAAGCAACCAAGAACAGAUAUCGCGCCGAGAUUGCCAACUACAAGACACAAAUCGAAGGUCUACAAACCGACUUGGAUCAGAUCCAAAAGCGAAUCGAAGACAGGAAGAAUGAGGCUGCUGCAACUGGAGACACUCUGCUGGGAGAGGCGGGCAACCAGAAGUUGCCUGGCGAGAGUCAGAGGGACUUUUUGAUCAGAACGGGAAAGAUCACGCCCUUCUCCAAGAUGGGUAGACAGUUGUUACGUACUUCGUCAAGUCUGGCUGAAGUCAUGUUUGAUGCUGAAGAGGAAGAGGACGAGGAAAUGGCAGAUCAGGAACUCCAAGCUGAUGCACAGCGGUCACAUCGUAAUUUGAGAGUGCCCGGCUUUGCAGAGGAUGAGAAGAGUGAGCCUGAAGAGGAAGACGAAUUUCCGGAAGAAAGGCCCAGCAAGAGACGAAGGCUACAAUCGAAGGGUAAAGGCAAGGAUUCCGCGGGAGAAGACGAGGACGUCGACCUGGAGUCUGCCCCAGAAGAGGAAGAAGACGAAUACAUACCAGACUUGGACGACAAGGAACUCGCUGCUGUCGGAGAGUCGAACGAUGAGGAGGAGCCAGAAGACGAGGAUGUCGAUGGCGAUUUCUCUCUGGGCACCUCUGGAACCAACAAGCGCAAAAAGGGUGCGAAGAAGGUUACGAAAAAAUCACAACAAGCAGCCGACUCCCAAGAAGAUCUCGCUGGAAUCGACGACGGCAACGAGAAAGUAUAUCAAGACAGAUUACAGAGCUGGGUCAGGCGGCGAAGUGCUGCACGUCGGAAACAUCAAGGUGCAGCCAAGCCUACAGGAGGAGCAGUCGAUGUCGACACGGAACAAGAUGAAGACGAAGGGCAUCCAACAGAUCAGGAAGGCGAAGAUGAAUGGCAUUUGCCACAUCCGACACAGACAGACGCAGAGUUCGAGGGCGGCUACCGGAUACCUGGUGAUAUCUACCCAUCGCUCUUCGACUACCAAAAAACUGGUGUCCAAUGGCUAUGGGAGCUCUACUCACAACAGGUCGGCGGCAUCAUCGGAGAUGAAAUGGGUCUAGGCAAGACCAUCCAGAUCAUAUCCUUUAUUGCUGGUCUACAUUAUUCAAAGAAGGUCACGAAACCCAUCCUCAUCGUAUGUCCAGCAACAGUCAUGAAGCAAUGGGUCAACGAGUUUCAUCGUUGGUGGCCACCUUUAAGAGUCUCCAUUCUUCACACUUCUGGAAGUGGCAUGCUUGAUGUGAAGCGAGAAGACAAAUUGGAGGACAACUUGGACAAUUUCGAUUUCGAUGGCAACCCGAUCAAACCCUCCAAGGGUAACAAGUCCGCGAAGCGUAUCGUGGACAAGGUUCAGAGAGAUGGUCACGUUCUUGUAACGACAUACUCUGGCUUGCAAACUUAUGCUGAGCAUCUCAUCCCCAUGGAAUGGGAGUAUUGUGUUUUGGAUGAAGGCCACAAGAUCAGAAACCCCAACACGGCGAUAACAAUCUACAGUAAAGAGAUUCGCACACACAACAGAAUCAUUCUCUCUGGUACUCCGAUGCAGAAUAAUUUGACAGAACUUUGGUCUCUGUUUGACUUUGUGUUUCCGAUGAGACUCGGCACUUUGGUCAGCUUCAAGUCACAGUUUGAAACCCCAAUCAAGCAGGGUGGCUAUGCUAACGCAUCCAACCUGCAAGUCGAGACGGCCAUGAAGUGUGCAGAAACACUGAAGGAUACGAUCAGUCCUUACCUUCUCCAGCGAUUUAAAGUGGAUGUGGCAUCUGAUCUGCCCAAGAAGAGCGAAAGAGUCUUGUUCUGUAAGCUGACCAAACCUCAGCGUGAUGCCUACGAGUACUUCUUGAACUCUGGUGAUAUGACUGCUAUUUUGAACGGCAAGCGACAGGCACUCUUCGGCAUCGAUAUUCUGCGCAAGAUCUGCAAUCACCCUGACUUGACCGAGCACAAGACCUUGUCUAUCAGAAGCGAUUACAACUAUGGCAAUGCCAACAAGUCCGGAAAGAUGCAAGUCGUCAAAGCUUUGCUCGAAAUCUGGAAGAAGAAUGGUCACAAGACGUUGCUGUUCGCUCAACAUCGUAUCAUGCUGGACAUCCUCGAAAGAUUUGUCAGAGAAAUGGGUGCGAUCAACUAUCUUCGCAUGGAUGGUAACACCUCCAUCAAGGAUAGACAGACCCUCGUCGACAAGUUCAACAAGAAUCCUGACUUGCAUGUCUUCCUCCUCACCACAAAAGUAGGAGGACUGGGUGUGAAUUUGACCGGUGCAGAUCGAGUUAUUAUCUACGAUCCUGAUUGGAACCCAUCCACUGACGUUCAAGCCAGAGAAAGAGCCUGGCGAUUAGGCCAAAAGCGCGAAGUUGAGAUCUACCGCUUGAUGACCGCCGGUACCAUCGAGGAAAAGAUCUACCAUCGACAGAUCUUCAAGCAAUUCUUGACCAACAAGAUCUUGCGCGAUCCAAAGCAGAGACAGACAUUCCAGCUAAGAGACCUACACGACCUGUUUACUCUAGGCGAAGCAACCGCAGACGGCCAAACAGAGACAGGCAGUAUUUUCAAAGGCACAGAAGUCCAACUCUCUGGCCCUAAGGCCGAUGCGCCAGACACCAAACUCCAAGAACAAGAACAAGCCUCAGCAACCAGCGCAGUCGAGAAAGCAGCCAAGGAGAAAGAGAUGCAAUCUAUUAUCGGCAUAUCCCACGCCGAAGACUUCCAAGGUGAGGAAGAGAACAAACCAGCUCCAGCAGCAAAUGAAGAUGGCACCGAGGGCCCAACAAACACCAGAGAUGAACGCAUGCUCGGCGCCAUCUUCGCCCGUUCAGGUGUCACCUCCGCCCUCUCCCACGACGACAUCAUCAGCGGAAAUUCGGGGUCUCGCAAAGUGACAGCUGACCCUGAGAUCAUCGCCAAAGAAGCGAAACGCGUUGCCGCCCUUGCAGCAGCCGAGCUCAAGAAAGCUGGCGAGAUAGCAAGAUCCCUGCCUGCAGGAAGUGUGAGUUGGACAGGCACUUUUGGCACUGCAGGACGGCCCGAAACUCCAGCCCGCAGAGGCGGCUUUGCAUCUUCCUCGCGGGGUGGAAGGGGAGGCGCGAGGGGUGGUCCGUCAAGUACUUCAAUCCUCUCCAAUCUCUCUGCCCGUCAAAACCUCACUAGACCUUCUGCAUCUACACCUGCUACCUCGACCACUGCUUCUCGAGCGGGUACACCCGCAUCGCCUCACCAACCCAAAGGCAGAGAGUUUUUGGCUUUGAUCAGAGAUUACUUGCUCGCUCAUGGAGGCAAAGUGUACACGCAGAAUUUGAUUGAUCAUUUCAACAGGGUUUGCGGUAGUGCGCAGAGGACGGCCGAGUUCAAGGAGAUGUUGAAGGUUAUCGCGGUGCUCGAGAAGGGAAGCAGAGGAAGGGGCAAGUGGGUGCUUAGGGAGGAGUACAAGAAAGGAGUCUAA